GUAUUUUGGAUUUUUUUUUUUCUUCAUUUAUUACAAACAAGAGUUAUCCAAAAUUUUUGGCUAGCUACCAGCUUUCCUCUCAGGAAAACAUGAGACUACUUGCACUGCAUUUCCUGGAAACACUCUGUUUCGUCAAACUUUCAGCAGAAUGAUCUCAGUCUGCAUAUGGAAUUUGAGAACAGAUAAAAAAUAGAAUCAUAAAAUCACUAAGGUUGGAGAAGACCUCUAAGAAUCCCAACCUAUCCCCACCUUCCCAUGUCCCUCAGUACCACUGAGGCUGCUCAAGUAGCCGUAUGGUCCAUCCAUAUUGAUUUACUAAGACAAGUGGAGCAGCAUUUUGAGAAUGGAUUCAUUCAUUGCCUGAUGUUCAGUAGACUCUAGAUUCUUCUUCCAAACUAACAAAGCUUUUAGGAAAUGGACUUUCAUUUGAAUUACUGUUGAUCUCCUCUCAAUCAAAUGCAAAAACAAAACUGUGCGUAAGGACUGGUAAUCAUGCAAAGAAAGCUGUAAACUCUGAAAUGCCCACCUGACAUCAAUGACUAUGUCUGGGCAGAAUAGACCUGGGAGAGGAAAACAAAACCUGCUGGCUCUGUCAAAGUACAGCUCAGAUUUUAUUUCACUUUUCACUUUUAUCUAAGUUAUCUAAGCAUGCUUUUUUCCCCCUUUUCCAUACUAUAGACAUUGAUCUGCCAGGCAUUGGUUGUCAUCUGCUCUGUCUUUCCCUCUAGGUUUACCGCACUGAAUUCAUUGCUAAAUGGAGGAAGCAAAAACUGGAUGUGAUUCUUUGUCCUGUACUUGGUCCAGCCUUUAACCAUGGCUACGCUGGGAAGCUGUUUGCUGCAACCUCCUACACCAAUUUAUACAACGUCUUAAACUUCCCUGCUGGAGUGGUGCCAGUCAGCACAGUCACAAGAGCUGAUGAAGAAGAACUGAAGCAUUACCGAGGGCACUACGAGGACCCUUGGGAUAAGAGACUGAAAGAGGCUGUGGAAGGAGCCGUGGGACUGCCUGUGGCUGUACAAUGUGUGGCUUUGCCAUGGCAGGAGGAGCUGUGCCUUCGGUUCAUGAAGGAGGUUGAGAACGUUUCCCAUGGCAUGAGGAGAAAUGAGUGAUUUCUCAGGAUCUGCUUUGCUUAUGUUGACCUUUAAUACCCUGCUCAUCACUCCGUCACCUUCUACCCAAUGUGCAACACAGAUAGCAAUCUGCAGACUCCAAAUUCCAUUUCAGUAAAAUGGCAAUAAAUGCUGCUUGAAAGCAGUUGGUAAAAUCGAUUCCCUGUCCAAACUUCCUCUUUCAUUAAAGUGAGAUAAAACCUUGAUCUAGUGCCUGGCAACCCUGCCCAUAGCAGGGAGUUGGAACUGGAUGAUCUCUGAGGUCCCUUCCAACGCAAGCCACUCUUUGGUUCUAUGAGAAAACUAGAAGAAAGGCAAGAGAGUUCGUUUGGACCAAAGGAGUCUGAAAACCAUAGUGAAACAGUAUUUGGUGUAUAAUAUAAGACUGAAGAGCUGAUUACCUCUGUAUUUUAUUUCCAACAGUGGCAGUAGCAGAUGUUUAAGGGAGAAUAUAACCUGGCAGGAUUCUCUCUUUGGCUGUGCCAUUAGUUGACAAAAGGUUGCAGUUAGCCCAUCAGUAACUGGCCAUCAAUAAGUUAAUAACUAGGUUCAGCCUCUUCUUGAUCUCUUAUGUUCUUCUGGUCUCCACACCAUCCAAUGGGAGGGAGCUCAACCGUUUAAUUGAGCAGCAAGGAGUGGAAAGCUUUGUUAUCACUGUUGGAGCACAUGCCGUCUGAAAUAGUAAAUAAUUUGCCUUCAGUCCUGUUCCCAUUGUUUUUUCCAGUUAAGCAAUAGGAAAAGAAGGUUGCUAUUUUGUUUGUCUUUUCAUUGCCUAUAAUCACUUAAGGGAAACCUGAGUUCAAACGUUUCUAUGGCUCAGUUCUGGUAUUUCCAGCUUCACUGUGUAAAGUGAAAAUUGUAUGCUGUCCUUGACCUAGCCAUUGCACUCCAGGUUUCCUGUUCCUCCUGUGUCCAGCACAACAUCCUGGCUGUAGGCUUUGCUUUGAUUAUUCAGGAGAAUUUUAAUAAAGACUUAUAUCUGCUUAUUUUUCUUCAUUCUGCAGGGUAAACUUUGUCUUGUUGCAAUACUGGGAGCGCAUGAAGCUCCCCAGAAGAACUGGUACCAGCAGGACAUACAUACAUUGUUAGGACAGGUCACUGUUCUCUUACAGUAUCUGACAUAGAUAGGACUGCCUGGUUUAACAGAAUGUGACAGAAGAUAUUAGAGACGUGAUGGCCAAUGCUCAAGUGAGGAAGUAACUAAAAGCAAGUGUCCAGAAAUGGGUGAAAUUAGCAGCAAUUAGGACUAAUCCACCUUUCACUUUGAAACAGCUGUUUCAACUCUCCAAGCAUGGUUCCAAACUGCUCUUCCCCCACCUCCAUUACUGUUCUUCUCUGCAUUCAGCUCAUCUGGCUUCCUCCUCUUGUCUGCAUGCCCAGGGAUGAGACACUGAAAAGCAAACUUCUUGCAGUAAAUGUUGUGCCCAGCCAUGGAGCAGCUGGGAACAGCCUCAUCGUUCUCCAUCACGCUGUUGAGAUCAUUUGAUUGAUUGAGAUGUGUCUGAGAUCAUUUUUCAGUAGGAUCAGACCUGUGCAUGAUGGCAUGAUGGAGGACAUAGGAAUGCUGUGGACAAAUGUCUGCAUUACCUUGGUUGACAGCAGCUGUAUAGCUGGAGGAGUUGUGAGUAGGAUCCAUACUACCUAUUUACAGUAAUGGGAGGUUUCUGACAGGAUGUUUCACGUUGGUUAGUGCUGUUCUGCAACUGCUGAUAGAUUUUGACUGGAAUUAAAGCAUGUGUUUUGAUGAAAAUCUUAUGAUUCCAAUAAAUAUUCCAGGCUGAAAUGAGUCACUAACUGGAGAGUUCCCAGAAAAUAUUUAUUCAGCCCUCUUGAGUCAAACGGAACAAUUCUAGAGGAGACCAGCCCAUUUCAUUAUGACUUCAGCAGCUUCUGAAAUAUCUUUAAAGUUGUUUCAGGGCAACAUAGUCAACAUAUUUUGUUUUGGAAAAGUACAGCAGAAUGUAUGGAUACAAAAAUCUUGAAUAUGGGAUACAGUCCUCAGGGUUAAUUCUUUGUCUUUUUGAUCAAAAUGGAUUCUAAGCUGAUCUGAACUUAAAAAAAAAAAAAAAAAGAAGACAAAAAUUACCAAAUUGGAGGGAGGAUUGUUUAUGUAAAGGUUCUAAUGAAAACCAGCCUGCUUGAGAGCUGCAGGUGUUGGGUGGAGGUUAAUGACAGUAAGCUGGUGUUGUCUUGCUUCUUGAAGCAGAAAUGAUACACCCCUGCUGGGAACAGGAGCAGACUGCCUGGGUUGGUCUGCUGCCUUUUUCUGUGUGAGGCACUGUGAAGGAUGUCUGCAGAAAUAGGAGAAGCGAUAACAGUGCUGUCUGUCUCAGGGGUCAGAUGAGCACCAAAGGAUAGGGAUUCUUCCAUUUCUUUUUUGGCUCUGUCCCAUGACCCUCUUAAGUGUACUUCCUCUUAUUCUCCCUGCAUUGCUCAACAUUUGAAAGCCCCACAUGCAACCAGGUAAGCAUUUUUAUUUCUAUCCCCAGCACCAGGAUAACAGCAAAAAGAGGAAACCACUGAAUGGACAGCAAAGAAAAUAAAUUGGGUGAUUAUUUCAAAACUUCUCUCUUCUAUGUCACCAACACCAAGCAUGAUAGGCAGUGUAUCAUUUAUAAAAUAAUUAUAGAUCUAUCUGGAGUCUUUGUGCUGGGACUGGAUCAGCUUUGCCUCUUAUAAGCUGAUGAACCUGGAACUGUACUUUGAAUUAGGAGAAUGUCCAAAAAGGAGGCAGGUAGAUGCCCUUGAAGGGUCAGUAUCUAUGAUUGGACAUUAUAAUGGUGUCUCAGCAUUGAAGCUCCUGUUAAAGCUUAGGGAAGAGGCUUAGCAGUAAGUGACGCACAAACCUGUAGUAUUACCUGGCAACCCAUGGAAGCACAGUCACAACUACUUUGACGUUGUGACCUUAGGCCUGGAUUGAGUGGAGUGAUAACAUCAUUGCAAAAGUGCUGCGCUUGGCCUUGACUGUUUAUCUUCAUGAAUAAACUCUGAACUGUGAGUUCAGAGGCAGACUAACUCCUCUGCUAGGGACUUGAGAUUUGAUCUGGGACAUUCCCUGCCUCAUUUUUCCCACAAGGCCAGAGGUCUCUUUCUCAUCAGGUUUCCAAGCAACGCUUGAUCCCCUUUCCCUUUGAAUCCACAUACAGCUCAGCCUAUCUGCCUCUAUGUAGCUGCUCCUCUCCUUGUUAGGGACUCUCAUUUCAUCUGGUUUUUGGAGUGCCUCAGCGGCCCAAAGGUCUACUCAGAAGGUGCAGAACAAGUUUGGAUUUUGAAACCAUCCCAUCCCUCUGUAUGGAUUCAACCUUCAUUCCCCUUCGGUUGCUUUUUGCUGCCUAUGUUCCCACUGCAGGCUGUGGUGGAAGAGCUAUGCCUCCACUUUACAAGGGAGGUGAAAGCGUUUGUCCAUUGAUAGGAAAAGGGCUUCCUCAGCAGCAUCCGGCCAUCUGGAAGUGCAGCUGUUCUCACUAAUAAAACUGCCCUUUGAAACACCGAGUUGGUUUGGACACAGCUGGCUUUGUCUCUGUUAAACAUUUGCAGUGUCUAAAGGGCAGGAUCAGAGCACGGGACCCUGAGCGUGAGUGGAUGUGAGAACCCAAUGCUCUGAUGCCUCUCAGCAAGAGGAAUAAACUCCCACAUCCGCUCAGCCCAGUGCAGGGGUUGUGUCACUGCCACGUGCAAAGAGCACACCUCUUCCUUAGGAAGCCUUUGCACAAAUCCCAAGAGGUUGGGAGCGGGUUUGGGUAUUCACAGAAUCAUAGAAUCAUUAUGGUUGGAAAAGACCGCUAAGAUCAUCCAGUCCAACCAUCGACCCAUCACCAGCAUGCCCACUAAGCAAGGGUGCCACUGAAAAGGAGCACAGUAGAUAACCAGCUUAGUUUGUUACAGCUUGGUUAAUUGCUGUCCACUCCAACCUGUUUUUCAGAGGAUGCCAAAGUUGAUGUUUUCCACAGGGGCUGAUGUUUGCUAAGUUCUUGCCUUCAUCUCAGAUCAUGGAGAUGCUCUUGUGGCCUUGUAGCAAGAGGUGUCCGUGCUACUCUCAGCCACUGGCUGUCUCAAUGCCUGUUGGGAAUAUUUUGCUUCUGGGCUGCAAUCAUGUGGGACUCACCACAAUAUCUGUGUGCUCAUUCAUGACAUGGACCCACUUGUUCUGGUGCACGCAGGCAUUGUGGCAGUGCUGAGCCCUGUCUCACAGGAUGAGAGCACCAGGGGAAGCUCAUGUUGGAUAUUAGGAAAAACUUAUUUUCUAAAAGUGUGGUGAUGCUUUGGCACAGCUGCCCAGGGAAGUGAUGGAGUCUCUGUCCCUGGAAGUGUUCAAGAAAUGUGGGGAUGUGGUACCAAGGGACAUGGGCAUGGUGGGGUGGGGCUGGACUGGGUGAUCUUACUGUUGUUUUUUUUUUUUCCAACCUCAGUGAUUCUGUGAUUCUUUGAUAGGGCUCCUGAAGCAGCCUUAGACAGCUAUGGGAGUAGGAUGGGUUUAAAGAUCUUGGUGGAUGGGUAAGUACCCCACAAACAUGCAUCCUCUCAUCAUACCAUCCUCAUCUCUGUGCAGGGAAAUCUUGUGCUUUCAAACUGUUUUUUUUUUUCCUCCUUUCAUUGUCUUCCUAGGCUAUGCAGGAAACAGGAGCCAAGCUAUUUCCUUGCUUCUUUUGUUCAGCAGAUCCGACAGCUCUUCCUCCCCAGCAGAGAACUUCCUGCAACGCAGACAGCCUGCAUACACCCGAUACAGCCAGGGUUCACUAGCUCUGCAUGCUUAACCUGUUGCACUUUUCGGUCAAUCAUUCUCCACUUCAUGCCCCAAUGAAGGCAACUCUGCAGAGGUCAGCUUUGGGUUUAUAAACUAUUUGCUGAGCCACAGCAGUGGUGCUGGGAGGAGGAACUGAUCUGGGGGGACAGGGAAGCACUCCCACCUGUCUUGCUUCUCAUUCUCAACCCAUCCUCAAAGACCAGAGAGUCGCACAAAGUGAUGAGACAGCUCCUGCCAGAGACAGAGCUGGCUCCUGCUGCUGCCCUUGCCCUUCUCUGUGGUUCGGCAGCAGCUGUAGUGGUCUGGAAAUGGCUGAGCAAAAGGCACAUCCAGAAGAAGAUGGAAGAGGCUCGGAGGACGCGGGAUGAAGGUGUGAAGAAAAUGGCAAAAGCUGUCCAACAGUUCAGGGAGCAGGUCCCCAGUGACAAGACAGAUGCCAUCCUGUCCCUGCCCCUGCUGGAACUUGCUGGGAGGUUGCAGGAAGGGUCUCUGUCCCCCAGGACUGUCCUUUAUACUUACAUACAGAAGGCCCUGGAAGUGACCCAGCAGACAAACUGCGUGCAGUAUUUCAUCCCAGAGUGUGAGGAGCAGCUCCAGGAAAUACAACAGCAGAGGGAGAAAGGACUCCUCUAUGGCAUUCCUGUCAGCAUCAAGGAUCACAUUGGCCACGAGGGGCAUCUAUCAACCUGUGGGCUCGUGAAGUUCCUUGGCACUCCAGAGCAGGAGGACAGUGUCCUAGUCAAGGUUCUGAAGAGACAAGGGGCCAUCCCAUUCGCUAAGACCAAUGUGCCACAAUCCCUCUUCAACUAUGACUGCAGCAAUCUCAUUUUUGGCCAGACGCUGAACCCCCUCAACCACCAGAAGACCCCCGGGGGCUCCUCAGGAGGGGAGGGAGCUCUGAUUGCAGGGGGAGGCUCCCUCCUGGGCAUUGGCUCGGACGUCGGUGGUAGCAUCCGUCUUCCAUGCAGCUUCUGUGGGCUGUGUGGGCUCAAACCCACAGCCAAAAGGCUCAGUCUGUCUGGAAUUAGUGGCCCAGUCAAUGGGAUUGUGUCAGUUCCGUGUGCACUGGGGCCGAUAGCAAGGGAUGUGGACAGCCUGGCCCUCUGCAUGAAGGCACUGCUCUGCGAGGAGAUGUUCCGGCUGGAUCCCACCGUGCCCCGCAUCCCCUUCAGUGAGGAGGUGUACUCAAGCUCUGCUCCCCUGCGAAUCGGAUACUACGACACAGAUGGUUACUUCCCAUUGCCUCCUUGCAUGCAGAGGGCAGUGCAUGAAACCAAAGAGGCUCUUCAGGCAGCUGGGCACAAGCUGGUGCUCUUUUCUCCACUUCACAUUCACCAUGUCAUGACUGAACUGUUUUUGAAGACGUUUUUUGCUGAUGGAGGCCAUGCUUGGUUGGAUGUGUUUACAGGAAAUAUUGUAGAUCCAAGCUUAAAACCCCAGGUGAAUUUCUGCAGGAUCCCAAGGCUUGGGAAGAAGAUGCUGGCUCUGAUUCUUAAACCUCUGUUUCCCCGCAUGGCCGACUAUCUGAACGCCUUGUGUGGCAUGAGGUCAGUGAAGGAGAUGUGGGAUCAUCAGCAUCAAAUAGAGGUGUACCGCUCUGAGUUCAUCACCCAAUGGAAGGAACUGCAGCUGGAUGUCAUGCUGUGCCCUGUGCUGGGGCCAGCCUUCACCAUAGGGUUCCCUGGGAAACUACUCUCUGCCAUCUCCUCUACAAUGCUGUACAACGUCCUCGACUUCCCCGCUGGGGUCGUACCUGUCAGCACAGUGACAAAGGCUGAUGAGGAAGAGCUGAAGCUCUACAGAGGAUGCUGUAAUGACCUCUGGGACAGGAUGCUGAAGCAGGCUGUGGAAGGAGCCGUGGGACUGCCCGUGGCCGUGCAAUGUGUGGCAUUGCCGUGGCAGGAGGAACUGUGCCUCCGGUUCAUGAAAGAGGUGGAGACCCUCAGCCGAGCAAAGAGAGCAGCGUAGCCCCUCCAAUCCCACCUCAGCAGGGUGGGAAGGGGACAGCUCUGCGUCACUUCUCCCUUUCGCAAUCUGAAGGGCUUAGAAUUACAGUAAGGAGGGAAGGAAGAAAGAAAAGCUAUUUCCUACCACUCUUCUUGCUGACGAGCACAGAUCCUGUUAAAGGACACAGCCGUUUCCUCAGUAGCCAUUACAAGGGCUGUAAGUCUGCCUUCUUAUCCUGUCUUGGCUGAGACAUUGCUGGACUUGCCUCUAAAUAGCCAACCAGCUGAGGUAAAGACCAAGAAAUCACCAUAAAACCUGCAGCAC
This is a messenger RNA of Meleagris gallopavo (turkey), 8127 nucleotides long. RefSeq names its product vitamin D3 hydroxylase-associated protein-like. Lineage: Eukaryota; Metazoa; Chordata; Aves; Galliformes; Phasianidae. Gene Ontology annotation, biological process: fatty acid catabolic process. Gene Ontology annotation, molecular function: amidase activity; fatty acid amide hydrolase activity. The record is from RefSeq and is a predicted model, not a curated record.